UUUUCAUUUAAACAUAACAUAAUCAUACACCUUUGUACACAACUAAGGCCAUGGUAGAACGGGGAGUAUAAAAAGAGAAAUGUGAUUUGGGGUUAUCUCCCUGUUCACAAUUAAACAAUGCAAACUGUUCGGCGCAAUGCGAAAAGCCUAGGAACCUAAUGGAUUGUUGGAGUGGGAUUUACUUAUUAGAGUUUGAGGCGUUAGAUAUGAACCCUAACAACCCUGAAGAACGAAAAAAUACAUACGCAUACUAAGUUUUCUGUCUCCGUUCAAGCUCGUCUUCGCGUAGUAUUUUUUUUCAAGUUUCCAUUUCACAAUGGGAAUCAAGGGUUUAAUGAAGCUGUUGGCAGACAAUGCUCCCAAGGCCAUGAAAGAGCAGAAAUUCGAAAGCUAUUUUGGUCGCAAAAUAGCUAUUGACGCCAGUAUGAGCAUCUAUCAAUUUCUUAUUGUGGUGGGACGAAGUGGGUCUGAUAUGCUCACAAAUGAGGCUGGUGAAACUACGAGUCACUUGGUUGGGAUGUUCUCUCGGACAAUUAGGCUUUUGGAAGCCGGUAUAAAGCCAGUAUAUGUUUUUGAUGGGAAGCCUCCGGAUUUGAAGAGACAGGAGCUCGCAAAGCGUUACUCAAGAAGGGAAGAUGCAACAGCUGGCCUAGCGGCUGCAGAAGAGACUGGCAAUAAGGAGGACAUUGAGAAGUUCAGCAAAAGAACCGUAAAGGUUACACAGCAGCACAAUGAUGACUGCAAAAAACUUCUUAGAAUGAUGGGAGUACCGGUAGUUGAGGCUCCUUCUGAAGCUGAGGCACAGUGUGCUGCACUAUGCAAGGCUGAUCAGGUUUAUGGUGUGGCCUCAGAAGAUAUGGAUUCCUUAACUUUUGGAGCUCCAAAGUUUCUUCGCCAUUUGAUGGAUCCUAGCUCCAAAAAGAUACCUGUAAUGGAGAUUGAAGUUUCAAAGGUCAUAGAGGAAUUAGAACUUACAAUGGACCAGUUCAUUGACCUGUGCAUUCUAUGUGGAUGUGACUAUUGUGAUAGCAUACGUGGUAUUGGGCCGCAAACAGCUCUGAAGCUUGUUCGCCAACAUGGCUCGCUAGAAAGCAUAUUAGAGAAUAUUAACAAAGAAAGAUAUCAGAUACCAAAUGAGUGGCCAUAUGAAGAGGCUAGACUUCUUUUUAAGGAUCCAUUAGUCCUAAAGGGCGAUGAUCAACCGGAGCUUAAAUGGGGUGCUCCAGAUGAAGAGGGUUUGGUUGAAUUUCUGGUGAACCAAAAUGGAUUCAACAUUGACAGAGUUACAAAGGCAAUAGAAAAGAUAAAGACAGCCAAGAAUAAGUCAUCUCAGGGGCGGUUAGAGUCAUUCUUCAAACCAGCUGCUAGCAUAUCAGUACCGGCCAAAAGAAAGGAAACAACCCAGAAUGCUGAAAAAGGAGUGGCAAACAAGAAACCAAAAGCUGUUGGGGGUGGGAGGAAGAAGAAGAAAUAGUUGGUAGUAAACUGAACAAGGGUGAUGCUUUUGAAAAGGUGAUAUGGAUUCACCAGAUAUGGCUUGAUUUGGAAGUCAUACUUGAAAUGGAUGUGUUGAGGGCCAGUUAAAUUAAGUUGCCAACUGCUCCCAACACCAUAAUCUAACCUGCGGAUUUAUUGUGCUUGAUUUCCUCUCUUUCUUUAGACAAGCACUGUAAUUUCGACCUUCAUGUCUUGAAGCAUAUUAAGUUGCUAACUAUUAACUAAUGAUAACUAUCCACAAAAAGUAAAACCUAUACAUGUACUUUAAAGGAAGGGAAAG
Cuscuta epithymum is the source of this 1777-nucleotide messenger RNA. The record is from the annotation of a GenBank genome assembly. NCBI's taxonomy places the organism in Eukaryota, Viridiplantae, Streptophyta, Magnoliopsida, Solanales, Convolvulaceae.